AUGUCUGGUGGCCAUGAAGACGACUCGCCCAUUGACGUGCCUGAGCCGCCACCGGUAUUCUUUGUGUUGGGUUCUGUGCCGGCCAUUAUCCGGUGCUGGCUCACAAAGGAUUUUGCCAACAACACUCUAAUAUAUGCAGCAGUCUGCACUGGCGCCCGAAAAUCGACAAUCGAUUUCUCCCUCGUCAAGGAGCUUGGCUUAGAUGACCUUGUCUAUCGCGAGGUCGACAACUCUUUCAAGAUCCAUCUGCAGACAUACCUUGCAGAGGCCAUUCCCGCAACGAAAUCGACAGUCCCCGUUCCACAAAUCCCCUUCCUCGCAAUCAACUUUGAGGUUGUCGGGGCGGAACAUAUUGCUGAUAGUGAAAAUAACAAUGGUAUCCGUAUCUUCAUCGGCAGUGAUGCCCUCCGGGCUCACAGUGCGGACAUCCUGUUUUCGCGGAACCUCCUAUCCGUGUACAGCAGUGAGCGAGAGAAGCUGACAGUCCCCUUUGUUCGGCCUGAAAACGACGCUCUGUUUAAGAACCUAUGCACGGUCAGCGCCGUUCCAGGUCGGCUCAAACUCAAUGCUGCUGCUGCAGAAUUUGUUUCCAGCGAUGCCAAGUCCCGUGACAGCAUCAACGGCGCUGACGACGAGCACAACCGCCUGGACGAAUACGACGACGAUGAGUUGGACAGCUUACCUGAUGAUGAGUCACGGCACUUCCAUGGCCAGCAAGAUGACAAUGCCGACCAGGAAGGUCCACAUCUCCGUCGUGGACCACCUGGCCUUCAGAAUCUUUCGGGUACUGCUGGCAACUCCAGUAUCCUGACCCCUGGUGCGAUCUCUCCAACGUCGGCCCAUCCCAUCCCGCCUGCGAAGUGGCACGAGGGAGCCUCUGGUGCUGCUUCUGAGAAUGGGGCCGAGGGUGAAAAGGUACCUCGAAACUCUACCAGCUCAGACUACUCGGGGAAAGAUGCGGGUCCCAACGCGGAUGGCGGUCGCCGUGAUGCGAGCGCCAUCUGGGGCUCGUGGCGUCAAGGUGGUUCCACUACAGGUAGCGACGGUGGGCACCGAGAGAAUGGUCCUUUGAGUGGGUACCAGCCGGCUGGGCGCUCCCGAACAAUGAAAGUUCUCAAACCAAAGGUUGGCAACGGUUCAACAUCCGCUCGAACCGGAUCCUCGUAUGAGCCUCCGCCGCCCCCUCGCUCGAGCGGCGAGCAUCGCCGAAAGAGCCAAGGACCUUCUGGCACGGCCGUCUCUGCAAAUGAGGGCGGCAGCGGAAGUGGCGGGGGCAACAAUGCGGCCAGUGUGGGAAACGGUGGCGGCACCACGACGGGAGGCAGCGCGACGCCCUCAAAUGUGAUUCGGUGGGAAUCCAAGCGCAGCAUCAGCAGUAGCAAUGCGGCCGCGCACAACGCUGGGCAUGGGAAAGAAAACAAGGCCCAGCAAGGCCUUGCCGCGCUGGAGCUCCGGAACAACACUUCUUCGGCGCCUCGGACGUCCAACCCUGUUGGCGGCGCCUCUGCAUUUGCAUGGAUGAAAUCGUCCAGGCCGCAACCUUCUUCAGCCGAGUGA
Messenger RNA from Sporothrix brasiliensis 5110, 1557 nucleotides. RefSeq lists its product as uncharacterized. The record is from RefSeq and is a predicted model, not a curated record. The transcript has a single exon. The coding region runs from base 1 to 1557 and encodes 518 amino acids. NCBI's taxonomy places the organism in Eukaryota, Fungi, Ascomycota, Sordariomycetes, Ophiostomatales, Ophiostomataceae.